AAUACCAACAUCGCUUCUCAGUUGGUGUUCACUAGUUCAUCAUGAUGGUUCAAUCCUGGGUACUCUUUCCAUUGGCUCUAGCUGUGUUUACUUCUUCUCAGAUUCAAACUGCAUCUGCGGAUGAUAAAAAAGUGCCAUGUUACGACAAAAACGACUGUGGUCUUAACGGCCAAGUAUGCAAUUAUUCAACAGGGAAAUGUGUGCGGAACCCCUGCAACACUGUGCGCCCUAAGAAGGGUUACACUUGUGUGGUGGUGUAUGAGGAUGAAGAUGGUUACCCAUGUCCCCCCGAAUGUGAUUGUCAACCAGACUAUCAUGACAAGCCAUGUUACGACGAAAACAACUGCGGUCAUAGCAACAAAGUAUGCGAUUAUUCAACAGGGAAAUGUGUGCCGGACCCGUGCAAAACUGUAGACUGCAAGAAGGGCUACACUUGUGUGGUGGUGGAUGGGGAUUGUCAUGACGAUGAUUACCCAUGCCCUCCCAAAGGUGAAUGUCAACCAAACUAUCAUGAAAAGCCAUGUUAUGAGAAAAACAACUGUGAUCAUAGCUACCAAGUAUGCGAUACUUCAUCAGGGAAAUGUAUGGAUAACCCCUGCAACACUGUUCGGUGCAAGGGGGGCUACAAGUGUGUGGUGGUGUACAAGAAAUGUUCUCAUGAUGAAUACCCAUGUUACCCCAAAGCUGAAUGCCAACCAAUAGAUGAUAAGUGUUAUAAAGACAGCGACUGCAAAAGCAACGAGAUUUGUGAAUCAGGAAAAUGCAAAGAGAACUAUUGCAAAGAUGUAUAUUGCCGCUACGGUUACGAGUGUUACAUAAAAAAGGAUCAAUGCAAGAAAGCCCCUUGUCCUCCACCAGUCGCUGCAUGUCAACUAGACCAAAAAUGCGGUGAAUAUACUUCUUGCAAGUCUCACGAAGUGUGCGACCGCUCGACAAGCAAGUGUAUCGACAGCCCGUGCAACUACGCCAAGUGUGGUCCAGGCAAAGAGUGCCGAGUGAACUACGUCCAGUGCUUCAAGGCCCCGUGUCCGCCACUGGCCCAGUGCGUUCCUAAACCUGGCUCAUGUGAUGAAGUGAAAUGUGAUGAAGGCAGUCAUUGUGAGAAUGGAUAUUGUGUUUUGGACAAGGCAUGCGCUGCAGUAUUGUGUCCCACUGGAUCUUACUGCUACAAGGGAAAGUGCUUCAAGGAAGUUAAGUGCCGAAAAGGCGAGUGUGGACCAGCCCAGAAGUGUUACGAAGGCAGUGAGUCCUGCAAGAAACCUCAUUGCCCUACAAAGAGGAUCUGUGUCACAGAGAGGUGCCCUUAUGUGAAAUGUGCCAGUGGAACUCAUUGUGUUGAUGGAAAAUGUGUGCCUCGUCACUCUUGCCUGUAAAACUUGUGUAGUUACACCAACCUAGAAAAUAUAUUUAGACUGCAGUGAAUUUAUUUAUGAAAAUAAAUAUUUUCAAUGAUA
Messenger RNA from Macrosteles quadrilineatus (aster leafhopper), 1454 nucleotides. Its product is annotated as neurogenic locus Notch protein-like. Lineage: Eukaryota; Metazoa; Arthropoda; Insecta; Hemiptera; Cicadellidae. The transcript has 7 exons. The coding region runs from base 42 to 1373 and encodes 443 amino acids. The record is from RefSeq and is a predicted model, not a curated record.